Molecule: messenger RNA, 1406 nt
Organism: Didymodactylos carnosus
Lineage: Eukaryota; Metazoa; Rotifera; Eurotatoria; Philodinida; Philodinidae
Source: the annotation of a GenBank genome assembly
AUGACCAACGUACCAUACCAGAACACCAGAUCAAAAGUCAACCUUCAAACUUUAUCUAAAAGUGAUCUCCAAUCACAUUCACCUCCAUAUAAAGUAAAAAUACCAAAAUCAGCAGCGGGUAAAGACUCUCGACGGCAAUCAAGAAUCUUCUCACCACUCGAACUAAGACAAUCAUCCUCUCUGAGUGAUACUCAGCUAAUUUUCUUCGACUUAUCCGAAGAAGAAGAAGGUGAACCGGAUAUAAUGGACGCACAGCAACAACAGUUUGAACAGGAUAAUCGUGAAGAGUUGGAGGAAUUAAAUAAAGUAUUCCAAGAAACAAAAAGAAUUGAACAGGAAUUCUUAAAUAAAAUAGCUUGUCUACAAAGUGUGAAAGAAUCAGCAGCACAGAUUGAUCAGUGGUUCAACUCAGUUGAAAUUAUUUUUCGAAAACUCAAUUAUCCCGAAUAUUGUUGGGCAGAAGAAGCAAUAAAACAUUUAAACGAUGAAAAUGUCAAAUUGUGGUUUGAGAAAGAGAAAGAUCUAAUUAAUCAGCAGUGGGAUAAAUUUAAACAACAAUUGCUUAAAUACGUUCAAGGCACUGAAGAACUGAUAGUAGCGCCACUAACAAAUACAGCUGAACAAGAGGAGAGAGAAUAUGAUACAUUUAUUCGUAAGAACUUCCAAAAAUUUUCGGGAAAAGAGGGAGAAGAUGCCACGACAUGGCUCACAGUUCUAGUGGAACGAUUCGAUAAAUUGAAAAUUCUCGAAUCACAAUGGAUUUCCUAUGUCCCAUCAGUGUUGUCUUCAAAAGCGCGUGUUUGGUAUGGAAAGCAUAAAUCAAGCUUCACAGAGUUUGAUGAUUUCAGUUCAACACUUUCUACCGAUUUUGAUUUAAAGCGAGAUGGACCGCGUUCUUUUCGGCCGUCCGCACCAAGCUCCACAAUUUCAACUGAACGUCCACCCGCCACAGACCCCGUACAUUUCAGCUUGUUAAAGACAUUUAACGAACAGGUAGUCAAAAAGUUGAAAACGUUCAGUGGUCGCAAUCAGAAUGUGGUAACUUGGUUAGAUGAAUUGGAAAUACAAUUUAGCGCUCAUGGUUGGGACGAGGAGGUCAGACUGAAAUGUGUUUCGACCGUCCUGCAGGAUCAUGCACUCAAAUGGUAUACCCGAGCUGCUACUACUAUAAACUUAUGGAAAGAUUUCGUCACACAAAUUAAAGAUGAAUUUAGUUCAAAAUUUAGUCAACAAAUAGCAUUUGAACGAAUGAUAAAUUAUCAACAAGGAAUUAAACAGCCUGUUUACGAUUUCUAUUGGGGAAUGCUAGAUAUUAGUCGUGAAAUUGAUCCACAACCAACAGCUCAUAAUAUUUUGCAACACCUGAUUUCAAAUGUAAAGCCUUCUCUGAAAGUAAAGAUUAUGGA